UUGUUUUGUUUCUAUUCUCUCCUCAGUGCAAUUACUCUGGACAACACGCUGGUUAUUUUAUCUACGGUGGCACCAGAUGCUGGGCGCUAUUAUGUGCAGGCUGUAAACGACAAGAAUGGAGAGAACAAGACCAGCCAGCCCAUCACCUUAUCAGUAGAGAAUGUGGGUGGUCCAGCAGAUCCCAUUGCACCGACCGUCAUCAUCCCUCCCAGGAACACCAGUGUGGUCACAGGCACCUCAGAGGUCACCAUGGAGUGCGUGGCCAAUGCUAGACCGCUCAUCAAGCUGAGCAUCUCCUGGCGUAAGAACGGUGUGGUGGUGACCAGCGGUUUGAGCGACUUCAACCGGAGGCUGACCAUCCUCAGCCCCGUGGUGAGCGACGCCGGCUACUACGAAUGCGAGGCCAUCCUCCGCAGCAGCAGCGUGCCUUCAGUCAGCGCCGGGGCUUAUCUGCACGUGCUCGAGCCACCACAGUUUAUAAAGGAACCAGAGAAGCACAUUACAGCGGAAAUGGAAAAGGUGGUGGACAUCCCCUGUCAGGCACGGGGAGUGCCCCAACCGGACAUUGUGUGGUAUAAGGAUGCUCUGCCCAUUGAUCCAGUGAAGACUCCCCGGUACAGGGUGCUGGUGGGAGGCAGCCUGCAGGUCAAUGGCCUCCUUCCUGAUGACACCGGCAUGUUUCAGUGCUUUGCCAGAAAUUUGGCUGGAGAAGUUCAGACCAACACCUACUUGGCUGUUACUAGCAUUGCACCGAAUAUCACAGCCGGACCGUCAGACAGCACUGUGAUCGACGGGAUGUCAAUCAUCCUGCACUGUGAGACCUCAGGAGCGCCGAGACCCGCUAUAACCUGGCAGAAAGGUGAGCGUGUGUUGGCCAGCGGUUCGGUGCAACUGCCCCGGUUCACACUCCUCGAGUCUGGCAGUUUGCUCAUCUCACCUUCACACAUCUCCGAUGCCGGGACCUACACUUGCAUGGCGAGCAACUCCAGGGGCAUUGACGAGGCGUCUGCUGACCUCAUUGUCUGGGCACGCACACGGAUCACCACGCCCCCCCAGGAGCAGAGUGUUAUCAAAGGCACUAAAGCCAUCAUGACUUGUGGAGUUACACACGACCCCAGUGUAAUUAUCAGGCACGUCUGGGAAAAAGACGGCUCGGCGAUCAACGUGCAGUCCAUACCCCGCAUGCGGCUGGAGGCGGACGGCACCCUGCACAUCUCCCAGACCUGGUCGGGAGACAUCGGCACGUACACGUGCAGAGUCACCUCGGUCGGGGGCAACGACUCCCGCAGUGCUCACCUCCGUGUCAGGCAGCUUCCCCAUGCCCCGGAGAACCCCAUAGCCUUGCUGAGCAGGUCGGAGAAAAGAGCCAUCGACCUGGCCUGGGCGAAGCCAUUUGAUGGCAACAGUCCCCUCAUACGCUACAUUCUGGAGGUUUCUGAAAACAAUGCUCCUUGGGCCAUCCUGCUGGCCAAUAUUGAACCGGAGUCCACAGCGGUGACGGUGAACGGCUUGAUCCCAGCUCGCUCCUAUCAGUUCCGCCUCUGUGCCGUUAACGAUGUGGGGAAAGGACAGUUCAGCAAGGAGACCGACCGCGUGUCCCUCCCAGAGGAGCCUCCAAGUGCUCCUCCUCAGAACGUCAUUGCUAGCGGUCGGACCAACCAGUCCAUCAUGAUCCAGUGGCAGCCUCCACAGGAAAGCCACCAGAACGGCCUCCUCAGGGGCUACAUUGUCCGGUACCGUCUCACCGGGCUUCCUGUGGACUACCAAAUCAAGAACAUCUCCAGCCCAGAUGUGACAACUCUGCUGCUUGAAGACCUCAUCAUAUGGACUAACUAUGAGAUUGAGGUGGCCGCCUACAACGGAGCUGGACUGGGAGCUUUCAGCCAUAAGGUCACUGAGUGGACGCUACAGGGAGUGCCGACCAUCGCUCCCGGUAACGUGCAGGUGGAGGCAGUCAACUCGACGGCGAUCCGUUUUACUUGGACCGCUCCAAACCCUCAGUUCAUCAAUGGCAUCAACCAGGGCUACAAGCUGCUGGCCUGGGAACCUGGCAAAGAUGAGGAGGUUGCUAUGGUGACGGUGCGGCCGAACUUUCAGGACAGUGUCCACGUGGGAUAUGUGACAGGUCUGAAGAAGUUCACCGGCUAUUACACCUCGGUGCUGUGCUUCACUACACCUGGAGACGGCCCCCGCAGCCCGCCUAAAGCACUGAGGACACACGAGGACACCCCGGGUGCUGUGGGUCACCUCAGCUUCACCGAGAUCCUGGACACCUCUCUGAAGGUGAGCUGGAGCGAGCCCGGCGAGAAGAACGGAGUUCUCACAGGCUAUCGUAUUUCUUGGGAGGAGUUCAACCGCACCAACACCAGAGUCACCCACUACCUGCCUAAUGUGACCUUAGAGUACAGGGUCACUGGACUGACCGCUCUCACCACCUACACUAUCGAAGUGGCAGGGAUGACCUCAAAGGGCCAAGGACUGCUCUCGUCUUCAACUAUUUCUUCUGGGGUCCCACCAGAGCUCCCUGGGCCUCCCACCAAUAUCGCAAUCUCCAACAUUGGUCCACGCUCUGUGAACCUCCAGUUCAAACCUGGCUACGAUGGCAAAACUUCCAUUUCCCGCUGGCUGGUGGAGGCUCAGGUGGGUGCCGUGGGAGACGGUGAAGACUGGGUGGUGGUUCACCAGGUGUCCAACCAACCUGAGGCCCGCUUCUUAGAGGUUCCUGGUCUCAAUCCAUUCACCGUUUACAGAUUCCGCAUGCGUCAGGUCAACAUAGUGGGCACUAGCCCUCCAAGCCAGCCCUCCAGAAAGAUCCAGACUCUCCCCGCUCCCCCUGACAUGGCACCCGCCAACGUGACCCUGCGCACGGCCAGUGAGACGAGCCUCUGGUUACGAUGGAUGCCUUUGCCUGAAUGGGAAUACAAUGGGAAUGCAGAGCAGGUGGGCUACAGGGUUCAGUAUUCCCGUGCGGGCUCACAGGGCCGAGGCCUGACCCAUGUCAUCUCGGACCGCUUGGAGAGAGAAUUCACCAUCGAGGACCUGGAGGAGUGGACGGAGUAUGAGGUCAGGGUCCAGGCUGUGAAUGGGAUUGGUUUGGGACCCUGGAGCCAGCCGGUCAGAGGCAGGACACGAGAGUCUGUUCCAUCCAGUGGACCCACCAACGUGUCUGCCUUUGCCACCACCUCCAGCAGCAUUCUCGUGCGCUGGUUUGAAGUCCAAGAGCCUGACAGGAAUGGUCUCAUUCUUGGCUACAAGGUGGUGUACAAAGAGAAAGACUCUGACAGUGUGGUCCAGUUCUGGAUGGUGGAGGGAAACACCACCCACAGCGUGCAGCUCACUGGUUUGGGAAAAUAUGUGCUCUACGAGAUCCAGGUUUUGGCUUUCACACGGAUUGGGGAUGGCCGACCCAGUUCUCCACCCAUAUUGGAGAGGACUCUGGAUGAUGUGCCAGGACCUCCGGUGGGUAUCCUCUUCCCUGAAGUGCGUACCACCUCUGUCAGGCUUAUUUGGCAGUCUCCUGCCCAGCCCAAUGGCAUCAUACUUGCUUACCAGAUCACCUACCACCUGAACUCCACCAACAGUAAUGCGGCCACAGUGGACGUCCUGAACCCCAGCGCUCGCCAGUACACGGUGACCAACCUCAAGCCGGAGUCCGUCUAUGUGUUUCGCAUCACGGCGCAGACGAGGAAGGGCUGGGGCGAGGCAGCCGAGGCACUGGUGGUUACCACCGAGAAGAGGGCUCGACCCCAACCGACCAGCCGUCCCAGGGUCCCUCAGAAGGACGUGCAGGCCCGACAGGUGCUGCUUUCAUGGGAACCCGGCAGCGACGGCCUGUCCCCCGUGCGCUACUACACUGUGCAAUUGAGGGAGCUCCCGGAGAACAACUGGAUUGUCCACUCUGCCUCUGUCAACCACGAGGCGUCCUCAUACAUAGUGUCAAGGCUGAAGCCCUUCACAUCCUACCAGUUCAGAGUAAAAGCUACCAAUGAUAUCGGAGAUAGUGAGUACAGCGAGGAGAGUGAAGCGAUCACAACCCUGCAAGAUGCGCCGGACGAAGCCCCGACCAUUCUCUCCGUCACGCCACACACAACAACGUCGGUGCUGAUCCGCUGGCAGCCGCCCUCUGAAGAGAAAAUCAAUGGAAUCUUGCUGGGUUUCCGGAUUUGCUACCGUGAGCUGCUGUAUGAUCGUGUCCGCAGUUACGUCCACACAGUCAACAGUGUGUCAAACUGGGCCGAGCUCGCUGCCCCUUACAGCGUACGGAAUUUGAGUGAUUCAACUCUCACCCAGUACGAGUUGGACAAGCUGAGUAAACACAAGCGCUACGAGAUACGCAUGAGUGUGUACAACGCUGUGGGCGAGGGGCCGAACAGCCCACCGCAGGAGGUGUUUGUCGGGGAGGCAGUGCCCACAGCCCCGCCACAGAACGUCGUCAUUCAGUCUGCAACAGCCACCCAGCUGGAUGUGACGUGGGACCCUCCGCCUGUUGAUGCACAGAAUGGAGAUAUCCAGGGUUACAAGAUUUACUUUUGGGAGUUCCAGCGUAAGAAUGAGACGGAGCGGCUGCGAACUCUCUUCAUGCCAGAGGGAGGGGUGAAGCUGAAGAACCUGACCGGUUACACCACCUACAUGAUCAGUGUGGCCCCCUUCAACGCCGCCGGGGACGGACCACGCAGCCCGCCGACCAGGGGCCGCACGCAGCAAGCAGCUCCGAGUGCCCCGAGUUUCAUUCACUUCAGUGAGCUGACCACCACCUCGGUCAACGUGUCCUGGGGAGAUCCCACCUUCCCUAACGGCAUCAUCGAGGGCUAUCGUCUGGUCUACGAACCGCUGACUCCAGUAGAGGAGUCCUCAGUGGCCUGUGCCGACUGUCUUCACUCCCCCUCCCCCCCAGGCGUCAGUAAAACAGUGACCGUGGACGUGAAGGGGAGCGGCCCCCUCUGGUUGAAGCUUCGAGAUCUAGCCGAUGGCGUCACGUACAAUUUCCGCAUUAGGGCCAAGACCUUCAUAUAUGGGCCCGAGGUGGAGGCUAAUAUCACAACCGGGCCCGGGGAAGGAGCUCCAGGGCCCCCCGGAGAGCCUUUUAUCAGCCGUUACAGUUCAGCACUGACCCUACACUGGACCAGUGGGGACCCUGGACGUGCUCCUAUAUCGCGCUACGUCAUCGAAGCCAGACCGUCAGAUGAGGGUCUUUGGGAUAUCUUAAUCAAGGAUAUCCCUAAGGAUGUGACAUCACACACGUUCAACAUGGAUAUACUUAAACAAGGCGUCAGUUAUGACUUCCGGGUAAUUGCAGUGAACGACUACGGCUACGGCUCUCCGAGUCUACCUUCUCCUUCUAUAUCUGCCCAAAAAGUGGCCCCUUUCUACGAAGAGUGGUGGUUCCUGGUGGUGGUCGCACUGGUGGGGCUCAUCUUCAUCCUGCUCCUGGUUUUCAUCCUUAUUAUCAGAGGGCAGAGCAAGAAGUACGCCAAAAAGUCCGAAUCAGGCAACAACUCCAACUGUAACGCUCUGACCCACGGAGACAUGGUAAGCCUGGAUGAAGGCCGUUUUCCUGCUCUGGAGCUCAACAACCGGCGGCUGUCGGUGAAAAACUCUUUCUGUCGGAAGAACGGCGUGUACACCAGGUCUCCUCCCAGGCCCAGUCCGGGCAGCCUUCAUUACUCGGAUGAGGAUGUGAGCACCAAGUACAAUGACCUGAUCCCCGCAGAGAGCAGCAGCCUGACUGAAAAGCCCUCAGAAAUCUCAGACUCACAGGAGGCGCUGGUGUUUUCAUAUGGAACAGGUGGCCUACAUACACUUCCACUGCAUUUGGGCAGCGACAGUGAGUACGAGGUUGACCCCAACCGACAGAAGACCCACUCUUUCGUCAACCACUACAUAAGCGACCCCACCUACUACAACUCCUGGCGCCGCCAACAGAAGGGGAUAUCCCGAGCGCAGGCCUACAGCUACACCGAGUCCGAGUCGGGGGAACCGGAGCACAGCGCCCCCCCGCCGCUGCCCCCUCUACCUCCCCUGCCCCCCCAGCUCAGCUCUCCCAGCCCCCAGCCUCAACAAGCCCAGGGCCAGCCCCAGGGCCAGCCCCAGGGCCAGGGCAGCCUGUUCAGGCCCAAAGGAAGCCGGACUCCCACCCCCUCCCAGCAGAGCUCCAACCCCCCCAGCCAGCACAGCACCUUGUACAGGCCCCCCAGCAGUCUAGCCCCCGGGUCCAGGGCCCCGAUCGCCGGCUUCUCCUCCUUUGUGUAA
Messenger RNA from Menidia menidia (Atlantic silverside), 6249 nucleotides. Lineage: Eukaryota; Metazoa; Chordata; Actinopteri; Atheriniformes; Atherinopsidae. The record is from the annotation of a GenBank genome assembly.